ACUUAAUUGUGUAUUUAUUGGGCGUUUUCUUUCCACUAGUCUGAAAGAAGACAUGUUGAGGAAGCAAAUGAUCCCAAGUUAGCUUAUCAUCUUUUAUUUUGAAACUCGUAUCACUCAACAUCCGGCCUCGUCCUCGUUUAACGGCCCUGGCUUCCCCAUCUAAUGAUCCGUGGCUCGGGAUCCAUUGAGCAGCCUGGCCCGGGCCAACACGAAGCGAAAACGGGGAUCCGGGUCUGCCUUCCUUCCCUGUCAGACACCUUGAAACGAUCAUUGUCGUCUCCCAGACCUCCAAAUCAGCAUUAACAGUUCGUUAAACGUGUAUCGAUGUAUCUGCUAGCUGCGGCCAUUGAUUGAAUGAGACGUUCGAGGACCGACAGACAAUCGGGCGCCAGGCUGGUCGUGAAGUGAGGGGUGACUGCAGCCUUGCGUCAAAGCCAGCUAGCUAAACCGUGUUGGUAGGACAAGUCAGCAGUAAAGACCGGUAGCCGCCACGUUAACUUACCUCGGUGGCUAGCCAGACGGUAGCAGGCGGGUUAUUUUCGGCACCGUAACGUUACACAUGCUUCGUUUUAGUCGCGUUGUGUAGCCGAACAUCUGUGCAAAAGGCUGUCAGCUGUUUCAUAAGACAUAACGUUACAGCUAAUCUUGACUCUGUGUUUUCUGGGGGAUUAGUAUCUAACCCGAAACCACUUUAACCCACACGUUUUCAAGCAUAGGUUAAAUACUGGGACAUUUCUUGUAAUUGUGUAAGAUCUUGUUGAUUUUGAAGAGGGGCCUCAUAGCUGGCAUAUAUGAGGCCCAGUUGAAAAGAUGGACCUGAAUUUUUAUUCGGAUUUAACGGACGGCACCGGGCAGCACGACGGUGAUCCGGAGUUCUUGGAUCCGCAGUCUUUCAAUGGCUUUGACACUGACAACAAGUUCCCUGGAGGCAGUGACAACUACCUGACUAUUCCUGGGUCUGGUCACCCCUUCCUCUCUUCAGAGUGUGCCACUAAACCCAUUGACCUCUUCAACCUCGCUGGAUCUGCUGGUGGAACGUUCCACACUCCCAGCCUCGGCGAUGAGGAGUUCGAGAUACCUCCCAUCUCUUUGGACCCAGACUCGGCCCUCACAGUGUCCGAUGUGGUGUCCCAUUUCGGGGAGCUGUCGGACACCGGCCCCUCCGACAGCGUGGUUGUGCCCGGCAACGCUGUGGUGGAAGGGGACGACCCCUCGUUCGCCUCGACUUUCGUCAACGCCCCCUCGCAGGGAUUGGAGCACCUGAGUCUGGGAGUCAUCAACCAGUCAGGAGGAAGUGCUUUGCUGGGGUCGUCACUGGGAAUGGAUCUCGGACAUCCCAUCGGCUCUCAGUUCAGCAGCUCGUCCCCAGUGACCAUCGAUGUCCCGCUGGGUGACAUGAGCCAGGGCUUGCUGGGGUCCAACCAGCUGACCACUAUCGACCAGUCAGAGCUCAGCGCUCAACUGGGGCUCGGCUUGGGAGGAGGAAGCAUACUGCAACACGCCCAGUCGCCUGAACACCCUCUGUCAGCCACGGCGUCGCCCACCAGCUCGCUCCAGGAUGACGACAUGGACGACUUUAGACGGAGCGUCCUGGUUGAAUCUCCCGUCUCGCUCGCCGUCUCUCCCGGAGUCAUCUCCCUCGGUCCCUCUCUGUCCGACUCCCCGCUCUCUGCCCCCGCCUCCAGCCUCUCUUUAGCUGUUGGAAGGAAAGGGGGCGCGGGAGGAGGGAAGAAGGGGAAGAAGAAGAAAGACCCCAACGAGCCCCAGAAACCUGUGUCCGCCUACGCUUUGUUCUUCAGGGACACACAGGCAGCUAUUAAGGGCCAAAAUCCCAACGCCACGUUUGGAGAAGUUUCCAAGAUCGUGGCCUCCAUGUGGGACAGCCUGGGGGAAGAGCAGAAACAGGUUUACAAGAGGAAAAACGAAGCAGCGAAAAAAGACUACUUGAAGGCGCUGGCCGAGUACAGAGCCGGCCAGCUUUCUCAGGCUCCUAUUGAAGUCAUGGACACGGCCCCAUCACCACCAUCUCCAGCCCCGCCCCCCGCUGUUACAGCCACACCUGCCGCCACCCUAGCCGCUCGCGCCACCAGGUCACAGCAUUACAACCCCGAGGAGAACACCAUCACCAACAUCUGCACCUCCAACAUCAUCGUGGACCUGCCUCAGGUCACCACACGCUCCCGCACCGGCGCCAUUAAACCCCAACCUCCGCCCGUCACCGCCCCGCCGAACCCCCCCACUGUCACCAAGAUCAUCAUCAAGCAGACGCAGCUGCCCUCUGGCGCCGUGUCCGUCACGGCGACGCCGGCCUCCUCGCCGCGCCAGCCGCCGCCGCUGCAGCAGAUGCAGAGCACCCCUCCUCCGCCUCGGCUGCAGCAGAUGGUGCACGCCCAGGCCCCUCCACCUCUGCAGGCCAAACCACGAGGUGCUGCCACAGCUCCGCCUCCGCUGCAGAUCAAGGUCGUCCCAUCGUCGCGGCAAUCGGACUCAAGCACGCCCAUCAUUGUGACGUCAGCCGGUGAAACGUGCAUGUCGAUGUCCGCCGGUCUGGCGGUGGAGAUGGAACAGUCGGGUGAUGUAGUGACGGGAGGAGAGGAAGUGGCAGAGGAAGGGAUGGAGGUUGAGGUGAACGUUGCCCCCAUCCCGAGUGUGACUCCCACUGCCAGCCGAAACAUUUGUGUGCGCGCCGGCUGCAGCAACCCCGCUGUGGAGAGCAAAGACUGGGACAAGGAGUACUGCAGCAACGAGUGCGUCGCCACACACUGCAGAGACGUGUUCAUGGCCUGGUGUUCGAUCCGAGGGCAGAACUCCACCACCGUCACAUAGGGGAGGGACGCAUCCUGACGAAGGAGCGCUGCACUGAGAGAACAAGGGACAAAGGACAACACAUGAAAUGCAAAUGAAAAGAGAAAUGAAUGAAUGAUGAGGCUCGGGUAUUGGUACAAAAUGGUUUAUCAUGUCAUCUUGGUGACAGGAAGAGGAAGACAAGACGAGUCACGGAAAAGUAUUUAAAAAUUACUGCAGGAUACUUUUCUGUGAUCGACCCCCCCACCCCACCCCCCCUCCAGCAGAGGAACACAGAUGAAUAAUAAUACAGAAGAAAACACAGACUGAAGAUCCCCCCCCGACUUUCCUUAUUGAUCAUCUAUUGUGAAUUUGACAUAUGGACUUGAUUGAUAAAAAAAGAAAUAGAACAUUUUAUGGUGUUUUUAAUUGUUUUGAAAAGAAAAAAGUGCAGGAAGAAGAUCAUGAUGAUGAAUUCAGUUCAUUUUUUAUUCAUUUCGUAAAUUCCACCUCAUCUGUGUAAAUGCUUUUCCCUUUACUGUUACAUUGAGGAUUUGGUUAGAAAUCUGAGCUUUUUUGUUUAAUUGUUCCUCAGUAAUGUGCGGGUGCUUUGGCGUUGAGGGGGUCGGUGACCACUUCAGAGAUUUAAUGUACAAACGAGCAACAAGUGGGCAAAGCACAAACAGUCUUAAAGGUCGUUUGGAGUCGAACAGGAGGGUCAAAUGUUUGUAAGAAGCCAUUUUGAGACUACCUGGAAAUGAAUCUGCCGCAGGCCAAAUGGCGUUUGUCAUCUUUUGGAAAAGGAUUUUAAAUUAAAACUUAAAACAGGUGCUAAAAUUCAGGAAAGAAAACGGCUCUAGCGUUCUCUGUUCUCCUCUCCUGCUGAAAUACCACGCGACAUAAGAGCUUUUUAAAUGUGUGGUGCAUAUUUUCUUUUAUGAGGAAUAUUUGUAGUGAAAAUUGGUGUUUGAGAAUAAAAAAAAAAAAUAUAUAUAUAUAUAUAUAGGAAUGACAUAAAAGCACCAGCUCUGGAAAAACACUACAGUAAGAGUAAAGGGAAGACAGUAUAAAAGCUUUACUUUCUAACAUAACAACAGUUUACUUUCACAAAUUGCUUUCAGGUCUGUUGAGUAAUCAAGUGAAGGGGUGUUUGCUUCCAAAAAGAAAACCUGUUCCCAGUUAGAUGAAAUGAAGCAGCAGGUCAGUCUGGUUUAUUGUAGAUAUCCUGAAAAUGUUUUUAACGGUGAAAUAAAAUAUUUUAAUAUACA
Messenger RNA from Micropterus dolomieu (smallmouth bass), 4052 nucleotides. RefSeq names its product TOX high mobility group box family member 4 b (gene tox4b). The record is from RefSeq and is a predicted model, not a curated record. The transcript is spliced from 10 exons. Gene Ontology annotation, biological process: regulation of transcription by RNA polymerase II. The coding region runs from base 811 to 2826 and encodes 671 amino acids. Gene Ontology annotation, cellular component: nucleus. Gene Ontology annotation, molecular function: chromatin DNA binding. NCBI's taxonomy places the organism in Eukaryota, Metazoa, Chordata, Actinopteri, Centrarchiformes, Centrarchidae.